ACGCAAAGUUCAGACUUUUGAAAGAAGAAAAAAAAAACAUCCCCAAACACAAAAUUUGAAAAUUUUGAGAUUAGAUUUUUAGAGGAAAAAAAAUAGGUUGACUGUUUUGUUUUGGCUAUGGAGAUGUAUUCAAGUGCAAACGACUCCGAUUUGGCUAUGCUGGACUCAAUUCGGCAAUACUUACUCAGCGAUUCAUCGGACCUUCGACUCACUGCUUCCACUGAUUUUACCUCGGCUCCCCCCAUGUUUUGCAGGAGCUCAAGCUUUAGCCGUUUGAACCCUUGUUUCACUGAAACCUGGGGUGAUCUCCCGCUCAAAGAAGACGAUUCCGAGGACAUGCUUGUUUACGGACUCUUACGAGAUGCUCUAACUGUCGGUUGGGCACCGUCCGAUAACUCUACGACGAAUUUAACGCCGAUCAAGCCGGAACCGCAAGAAUUUUUACCGCAGACAUCGUUGGAAAAAGUGGAUAUGGUGGCGGAGAGGACGGUUCCUGCGGUGGUGCCGGCCAAAGGGAAGCAUUACAGAGGCGUUAGGCAAAGGCCGUGGGGGAAGUUCGCAGCUGAGAUUAGGGACCCGGCUAAAAAUGGCGCUCGGGUUUGGUUAGGUACUUUUGAGACGGCUGAGGAUGCGGCUUUAGCUUAUGAUAGAGCAGCUUAUAGGAUGCGUGGCUCAAGAGCUUUGUUGAAUUUUCCUCUGAGGGUGAACUCUGGGGAGCCUGAUCCAGUCAGAGUAACGUCAAAGAGAUCGUCGCCGGAGCCGUCUUCGUCUUCGUCUUCUGGCUCCGAAAAUGCGUCACCAAAAAGGAGGAGAAAGGUGGCUGGCUCAGCUCCGGCAGUGGUUCACGCUGGGUUAGACAUGGGUGCUGGAGGUGAAGUUAAUUAUAAAGUUAGUACGUGUACACAUGGCGAGCAGGUAUUAGUCAGUUAAUGCUGACGUGUCAGUGGAUUAAUUUCAGCUGCAGUAAGCUUAUCUUCUAAUGUACAUUCUUUCAAUUUAAAAACAUUAAGGUGAAAUACACUUUUAAGAGUUGAGGGAUUUUUGUUUUAGCUUUGUGAAUACAAAGGAUUUGUAUUUUUUAAUUGAUUUUGUUAUUUUAUAUUAAUAAUAUUCAAAUAUAUAUAAUUAUUAUUA
Gossypium raimondii (Peruvian cotton) is the source of this 1134-nucleotide messenger RNA. Its product is annotated as ethylene-responsive transcription factor 2. Gene Ontology annotation, biological process: regulation of DNA-templated transcription; ethylene-activated signaling pathway. The transcript has a single exon. Gene Ontology annotation, molecular function: DNA binding; DNA-binding transcription factor activity. Lineage: Eukaryota; Viridiplantae; Streptophyta; Magnoliopsida; Malvales; Malvaceae. The record is from RefSeq and is a predicted model, not a curated record. The coding region runs from base 118 to 930 and encodes 270 amino acids.